AUGAAUGAACUGGUCGCGUUGGUUCGACUGUUAGGAAACUUCUCCAUGAUGGAUGAUGCCUGCGUCACUGUUGGGCAGCAUUUGUCAGAAGUAUUGGAGCUUAUAACUAGUGAAAGCGAUGUAGUCAAACGCCAGGUCUGGACUGUUCUUUUGAAUCUCUCCUGCAACAAGCAAUGCUUGGAUGUCAUUCUUAGAGCUGAGAGCGUAAAAGAGGAUCUAGUUUCAAGCACAACACUUUUCCUUCAAGAUGGGUUAGAUAAGGAGGCGUUCGCAGAUGCCUGGCUCCUCCUUCAGAUGCUGAAACGCUGCUAA
This is a messenger RNA of Hydatigera taeniaeformis, 312 nucleotides long. The record is from the annotation of a GenBank genome assembly. Lineage: Eukaryota; Metazoa; Platyhelminthes; Cestoda; Cyclophyllidea; Taeniidae.